Messenger RNA from Coregonus sp. 'balchen', 2372 nucleotides. Lineage: Eukaryota; Metazoa; Chordata; Actinopteri; Salmoniformes; Salmonidae. The record is from the annotation of a GenBank genome assembly.
AUGACAUCCAGAUUUGGUAAAACCUACAGCCGUAAGGGAGGGGAGGCCAACUCCAAAUUUGACGAGGUCUUCUCCAACAAGAAGGCCACACUGAGCACCAAAUGGGGAGAGACCACUUACAAGGCCCAACUGGGCUCCAAGCGGCCCCCUCUGAAGCCUGAGGUAGUCGAGUUACCCAAGAGGCCUCGGAUUGAGGAUGACGACAGCUCAGAGGAUCCUUUUGGUUUUGACAGCGACGAUGAGUCCAACCCUGUCACCUCCAACAGUGUGCCCCAGUCUGAACCAGCUGAAGGUGAGGCCAGUAAUACGCCUUCUGCUACAGUCACAGUCCCAGUGGAUAACAGUAGGAACUCCAACAGCACAGCAUCAGGUAAGAACUGGAUGGCAGAUAACUGUGAUGACUGACUUUGCUUUAAACAUUACAGACAUGUUUUCAUGGGAGGAGGUGCUCGGAAGUCUAGCAUGAACCUGUCUGUCUUAAAGUGGAAGUGUUUUGCAGCACCAACCACCUUCAGUAGAGCUGAUGUGUGUCUGGUGGAAACAUGUUUCCACAGGUGGUUGUAGAAUAAUUGUAUGUAUACAUUAGCUAAAGAACAUCAUGCAUGUCUCUUGUAUUUCACUUUAUUUAUUUAUUUAUUUAUUAUGGAAGGAAAACUGCUUCUCAUGAUCCUGGUGAUAAUGGUUAUGAGGAGAGCGGUGGUGUGUGGAUAUUUCUGGAGCAGAUAAAAUGAAGGGCUCCCUCGUGGGCUUUUUACUCUCUGCUGGCAGCUUCUGUAUCAGCUUAUCUCGUCUUUGUCCCUGACAGCUCUCUAAAGAUAAAUCAGGCUUUUACUGCAACACUAUCAUCUCAGUAGGCCUGUACCACUUUCAUUUAGAAUAAAACUGAUUAGAAAUUAUACAAACCAAACAAUGCUGAACAAAAUCUGAAACUGUAUUAUUUUACAAUGCUUGUGUAAAACUUAUAAUGCUUCCUUCUGUUAACUUGCUCUUUCAUCUCCUUUGUGCUCACAGGCAAGCAAACAUUGUCCAAUGAGGGUGAAGAAAAGAGUAGCCAGUCCUUGUACAGAAAUAAAUUGGAUGGUAACCAGAAGCCUAUUGCUCAGUCCUCUGUUACAAUGACUGUGCCCAUGGACCCCUAUGUGGAAUGGAGCUUAAUAGGGACCCAGAGGUCUUCUACCUCCUCUACUAGCAUGGACCCUCUCCAGGAAAAAGACUCAGCUGAGACACCAGGGUUUAGCGGAGACUCCCAGUCCUUCUCUUCCCAGGAUGGGCUCUCCUCAGGUGGGAUGAGAAGUGCUCAACAGGAGGCCCCGGCCGAGCCUGUUGUUGACAACCUCCCCCCCUCCCCGUUCCUCCUCAGGCCCUCCAACACUAGGAAAUACAUCCGUCCCAAACCCAACAAGGCCUCUGAUGUUCCAGAUGCUUCUGCUGCUAGCGACGUCAAACUGCCCAUAGCCGCCAGCGUUCUGGCUGCACUGAAGCCCAACAGUGUGUCCACUGCCAGUGGUAGCGGUGGUGUUAAAGCUAGCACAACGGCGGCCAAACCUGCUGGCAGGGGUCGGAUACGGGACUAUACGGUGCUGCAUCCAUCCUGCCUGUCGGUGUGUAACGUCACCAUCCAGGACUCCAUAGAGCGCAGCAUGGACGAGCUCAUCACCAGCACACCCCCUGCUGACCUGGGGGAGGCGGGACGGCUGAGGAAGAAGGCAGACGUACCACCAGCCAAACCCACCAGGUAAACGACUCCACUGGCUGUGGCCCAGACAGUACACUAACUCUUGCCUCCCACUGGUGCUUCAUGCUUGAUACUGCUUGCUUGAUAUUGUACAAAUUUACAUUUACCGUUGAGCACGUAAUAUCCCUUCUUAUACUCACUUACUUUAGCUCGCCCCUAUAAUUGUUUUCUAUAUGUGGUUUACCAAAUGUUUCUACUACACCGAGACCUAGGUCAAUCUGUUCUCGAUUAAGCACCACUUCUGUUUAAGAACACACUUGAAUCCUUUUUCUAUGUUUUCGUGUGUUCCACGGCAGCUGCUGAUUUGAAAUUAAAUGAUUCUCCUCUUGUAACCGUCAGGUUCCGAACCACCCAGAGUAAGUCCAAGAAGGAGACCAAGCUGGAGUUCUUCGGCUUCGAGGACAAGGGUGACCAGGAGGGGGAGGAGGGAGCGGACCCCGCGGCCGGCGGCAGCAGCAGCUACAAGAUCAAGUACUUUGGCUUUGACGACCUCAGCGAGAGUGACAGUGACGAAGAGGAGGGCUCCCAGGCCAAAGAGAAGCGGAAGGCCAAGAAGGCUGCAGCAGCAGCCAUGGCUGCUAGUGUGGACAGCCCCCAGCCCAGCGACUCUCAGGACAGCCAGAGCAGCAGCAAUACA